GGCCUGAGCCGGCAUUGCAGAGAUGGUUCGGAGCAUCAAAAACCCUAAGAAAGCAAAGCGAAAGAACACGGGUUCGAAGAAAGGAGAUGGUUCGUCGUCGUCUUCGGUGCCGUCCAUGCCGGCGAAGGUGUGGCAACCAGGCGUGGACAAGCUCGAGGAAGGUGAAGAGCUCCAGUGCGAUCGCUCGGCGUACAAUUCUCUUCACGCCUUCCAUAUCGGAUGGCCCUGUUUGAGUUUUGAUAUCGUUCGUGAUACAUUGGGGUUAGUUCGGACAGAGUUUCCACAUACAGUAUAUAUGGUCGCAGGAACCCAGGCGGAGAAAGCUGCUUGGAACUCCAUAGGAAUAUUUAAAAUAUCCAACAUUUCUGGGAAAAGACGUGAACUAGUGCCUGAAAUGUCCACCGCUGAUGGAUCUAAUAUGGAGGGUGGCAGUAGUGAUAGUGAAUCGGAAAGUGAAGAUGAGGGCCGUGGUGGAUCUGGGGAACCAAUUUUGCAGUUGCGAAAGGUAGCUCAUGAAGGAGGUGUUAAUCGUAUACGUGCUAUGUCACAGAGGCCUCAUAUAUGUGCAUCCUGGGCUGAUACAGGUCAUGUGCAGAUAUGGGACUUCAGCUCUCACCUUAAUGCUUUAACCGAAUCGGAAUCGGACCUGAGUCAGGGUGCUGCUUCAGUUUUUAAUCAGGCUCCACUAAUUAAAUACGGGCAUAAGGAUGAGGGCUAUGCUAUAGACUGGAGUCCAAUUGUACCUGGAAGGCUUUUGUCCGGUGACUGCAAGAACUGCAUUCAUUUCUGGGAACCUACAUCUGAUACAACUUGGAAGGUUGAUACUACUCCAUUUAUUGGACACGCAGCCAGUGUAGAAGAUCUACAAUGGAGCCCUACAGAACCGGAUAUAUUUGCCUCUUGUUCUGUUGAUGGUCAUAUAGCAAUAUGGGAUGUUCGCUUAGGGAAGAAGCCAGUAGAGUCUUUUAAGGCACAUAAUGCAGAUGUUAACGUUAUUUCAUGGAACAGGUUGGCCAGUUGUAUGUUGGCAUCUGGAAGUGAUGACGGAACGUUUUCCAUUCAUGAUCUCAGAUCGCUUAAGAGCGAGGAAAAAGAUACUGUAGUUGCGCAUUUUGCUUAUCAUAAACAUCCUAUCACAUCUAUUGAGUGGAGCCCACACGAAGCUUCCACUUUGGCUGUGUCAUCGGUCGAUAAUCAGCUGACAAUAUGGGACCUUUCCUUGGAAAGAGACGAGGAAGAGGAGGUAGAGUUUAAAGCCAAGACCAAAGAACAAGUGCAUGCCCCAGAAGAUUUACCUCCUCAACUUCUUUUUGUUCAUCAGGGACAAAAAGACAUCAAAGAGCUCCAUUGGCAUUCUCAGAUUCCGGGAAUGAUCAUAUCUACUGCAGGUGAUGGUUUCAACAUUCUAAUGCCUUCAAACAUACAAAAUCUAAUUCCGCAAGAUGCUGCUUGAAAGCUGUACAUCCAAAACGUGUGCUUCCAAAUUACUUCUGUAUGAUGGAUGAAUGUGUCUUUAUUUAUUUUUUGUUUCCCUCCUAGUUUUUUUCCUGUUCCCCUUAUUUGGUGCAAAAAGUAGUCUCUCCCCGUUUUUUGGAUAAGUCCAAAGCUAUGUAUUUGAGCUUGUGUCUGUUUGAAUUCAACUUCUCAUAUAUUUGAGAUGUCAAUUUUGCUUAA
Molecule: messenger RNA, 1674 nt
Organism: Morus notabilis
Lineage: Eukaryota; Viridiplantae; Streptophyta; Magnoliopsida; Rosales; Moraceae
Product: glutamate-rich WD repeat-containing protein 1
Exons: 12
Coding region: 23-1453 (476 amino acids)
Molecular function (GO): protein binding
Source: RefSeq, a predicted model, not a curated record